AUGGCUUCUCUGGCAGCAGACAUGUCCUUUUUCACAUAUCCCUCCUGCGAGCCCGCCACGCCGCCGAGCUUCACCUUUGAUCCGUCAUUCCUCGAGAUCCCCUACCACCCGGGCCAUGCUCGCACAACCUCGUAUGGCUCCAUCUGCUCCACCAUCGAGUCGUCACCAGCCGAUUCGGUCAGCACACGGGUCACAACUCCCUCGCGUUCGCCUCCUCCGAUCCGGCAGCAUGGCCCUCUUCUGCUGCCCAAGAUUCGCUCGCAAGACCAAGAAAUCAAGAGCUCGCCGCCGAAGCGUCUCAAGACCCUGCCGGCGCCGGUUGCCAAGCGAAGUCGCCAGGGAACCUACCGUCCGUCGCACACCCGGAGCUUCACCAACCCGGAGACAUUGAACCAGUUCGCCAGUUCAUACUUCACCCAGGCCGAGGAUCAGAGCCAGCUCUCCCAAUCCCUCAUGUGCUCGCCUGUCAUCUUCCCUCAGGAUCAGUCGCAAUCGCGCCGCGCAUCCACUGUCAGCCUGGACGGCACCACGCUGGAGAAGUACGGCUUCCCCACCUACCGCCAGAUGCCAUCCUAUGUCCCUGCCGUCACUCAGCCCCAAGUCGAGUCGUACAUGUACGCCCAGUACACUCCUCGGGCGCCGUCUCCGUUGAGCAUAGCAUCUACCCCUGAGCCCAUUGCCUCCACCACGUUGAUGAACUAUCUUACAAUUGCCAACCCGGCGCCGUCCCUGGUUCGCACCAUCUCCUUCCCGCUGCGGGAUCCCAACACCAAGCACUUCUGGUGGGAUGUGCGCCAAAUCCGCCCGUGGACUGCUUUCACUUCUUCCACCAUCCUCUCUCUUCCCGGCGCUUCAGGACUGCUCAACUGCCCCGUGCCUGCGCCUCUGCUCCCUCAGCCAGCAACCUCGGCUCGUCACCCCGAGACUGAGGCCGCGCUUCACAACAUCUACGCAUCCUACUAUGUUCCCAAGCUCAACUCAGCCCUGGCCGUUUCCUCGCAGCGCCCGCUCCAGCUGUCUGUGCCCUCCAAGCCUACCAACCCCAAUGACCACAUUUUCACCGCAAACGUGGCUGGUGACUCGGCCUCCGCCGCAGCCAUCUUCGGCGGCAAGCCGACGGCGCGCGUGGUCGGGCUCGUGAAGAGCUUUGACCGCUUCAACACGGGCAUGCGCGUCGAGGGCAACAUCAAGAGGGUCGAGUACCUGCGCGGCCUGGCCCACCUGCACCACGUCAUGCGCGAGCACGGCUGCCGGUACGGCUUCAUCCUCACCGAGAUCGAGCUCGUCGUGGUCCGCAACGGCGCCGAAGGCACGCCGCACUUUGGCUACCUCGAGGUUGCCAGCGUCCAGCUCGCGGCCACCGGCGAGGGCGCCGAGGACGACGAGGAGCAGCAGCUCACGGCCUGCCUGGCCCUGUGGGGCCUGUGCACCAUGGCCAGCGACGAGGCUGCCCCAGGCCACUGCCACUGGAAGAGCGAGAUCGGCGCCCCGGCCGAGGGGACCAGGCGCAAGGCCCUGGGCCGAGACGACUGGAUGCCGCAGCCGCAGCUGGCGGAGAAGAGAGAGGCCAAGCGUACGAGAGGCUGGGUGUUCCCUGAGGACCCGGUCGGCAGGAAGGAGCUGGGCAAGCGAGGCGUGAGGUAUGGCAGCUGCUAG
Messenger RNA from Neoarthrinium moseri, 1656 nucleotides. RefSeq lists its product as uncharacterized. The transcript is spliced from 2 exons. The record is from RefSeq and is a predicted model, not a curated record. NCBI's taxonomy places the organism in Eukaryota, Fungi, Ascomycota, Sordariomycetes, Amphisphaeriales, Apiosporaceae. The coding region runs from base 1 to 1656 and encodes 551 amino acids.